AUAAAAAAUGAGUUACCAGAACUUUUAAUAUAAACCAUGAAACUAAAAUAUAACAUUGGAACUUUUCUAAACCAAUAAUGCUAUUAUUUAUAUUCAGGCAAUCCAAGAGAUAAUUUUGUGAUACAGAUUCCGAGUAGUCUUACAGUUAUUACCGGUACAACCUACAGAAUAUAUAUCGAUGUGUCUUCACCAAAUAACCUAAAGUAUGGCGAAACAAUCGUUAAUGUUUAUCUACGAAGUCAAGCGAGGGAUUCCAUUCUUGUUCAAACUGACAAAGGAGUGUAUAAGGCAGGGCAGUCGGUUCAGUUUAGAGUGAUGAUUGUCAACCGGAAAAGAGAGCUGGAAGUGAGACCAAUGACAAUCGAUAUUCUUGACGGAGAUAAAACUCGCAUAAGGAGAUGGGCCAAUGUAAGUGACAAUAGUGGCGUAUUUGUUGGAAAAAUGGAAAUGUCUGAAUACCCUGUGCUUGGAACAUGGACUAUCAAUGUAAAAAGUGAGGGUCUUUCCAAGAGCCAAGAGUUUGAUGUCAAGGAAUACGAAUUACCAAAGUUUGAUAUAACUGUUGAGAUGCCACAAAUUAUCUCGUCCAAUGACAUAAAUUUAGAAGGAAACGUAUCCUCAAAGUACACAUUUGGAAAAGGUGUCACUGGGAGUUUAGAGUUCACAUUGUCGUACCUAUCUAGAGCACUUACUAAAAUAUACAAGUUAGACAAUGGUGAAGUUAAUAUAAAAAUACCUACAUCUGAUAUAUAUGAAGUUCUCCGUUUCAGUCUAUCUUCCUAUUACAGUAUAUACACAGUACAAGCAACAGCUACUGUUACAGAAGAUAUCACAGGUAGCACAGGAGAAGAUAGUACAGACAUUAAGUUCACGAAGUUUAAUGUAGAUUUAAAACUAGACAAUCCAACUGCUUUCCUCCCAGGCCAACCGUUCGAAAUAAAGGGUCGGGUAUUAAACAAGCUUGGAUCUGCAUAUGAUGGGGAGGCCUCUGAUUUUUACAUCAUUCGAUUAACAGUAGAAUAUAAAAGUCAGGGUUCAUACACGCUUAACAAAUGGAUAAGUGAUACCCAUUUACCUAUAGACAGUAAAAACCAAUUCGGCUUCUCGUUAGAUGGAAACUUAAUUACAAAUCAAACAACUUAUAUAAAAGUGAAGACCCAGCUUCUCACGAGAGCGUCUGGAGUAUAUAUUAGAACACUUUAUACACAUGCAUAUCCGACUAAAUCUGCAGAUGGAAGUAUGCUGUAUAUAAAACAGAUGUCAGGCACAAAUCCUUUGAAUGUUGGAGACAGGGCAACAUAUAGAGUAAGCAUGACUGGACCUGGAACAGAAAAAGCAACAUACAAAGUAAUGUCAAAAGGUGUGGUUAUAAAAAGUGGUCCCUGGUUUCUAAUUUCGGAAGACAGGCCGUAUGAUUUUGAUGUACAAGCAACGUCAAGUAUGAUUCCUUCAAUCGCGGUGUUGUGUUGGUUUACUCUUCCAAAUGAUCGUAUAAAAACUGAGGGUUCGCGUGACAAUGUUGCGGCCAGUGGUGUGACUACAGCAGUUAAAGACAAUGCCUUGGAUAAGGAAACUAGCAUUGCGUUUGAUCAGGAAACACAACGACCGGGAACCGACGCAAGAAUAGACCUUAUGUCAACACCAAGAUCCUCAUUUUACGUCCUUGCUGUAGAUAAAAGUAUUCUUAUUUUAGACGAGGGAAACGACAUAACAGAGGCAGUAUUACCAAGUUUGUAUGAUCCUCUGUUGACCAACAUUAAGUUUAGCAGUAGUAGGUCUGCCUACGAAUUUCUAAGCAGCGUAGCACUUUCUGGAUUACAAUUCACAGGAUCUCAAUUUUCUAGUAGUUCUUUAGCUGAAUUAACUACCACCACGACAGUCGAACCGAAAUCAACUAUGCGAUCUAAACUUGAAACUGUAAGAAAGAAAUUUCCGGACACAUGGUUAUUUCUCAAUGUUUCAGCCGACUCAAAUGGUAAAGCAAGUAUUGUGAAGAAGGUACCUGAUACAAUAACCACGUGGGUUGCAAGCUGUUUUACAGUCAGUGCUGAAUCAAAAAUAAGUGUAGCCACAAAAAAUGCUGAAGUGAUGGUCACGUUAAAGAAAAGUUCUCAGUUUCGUGGCCUUGCGGUCGUGAAACGCGGCAAACGAACGGUUUUAGAAGAACGAUGUGGAAGUGUUGCAAAAGCUGGUCGAGGAACAGCCGCCUUUUUUCCAAUAAUUCCAACGGUUAUUGGGGAAAUAAAGAUAACCAUUACAGCCACAUCAUCAGUAUUUCAAGAUACUGUUAUCAAAACUCUAAGAGUAGAGAGUGAAGGGGCACCGAGAGGCAUUGCAUUCCCAAUAUUCAUAGAUUUGUCAGAGAAAACAACGUUCGAAACACGUUUAGAUUUAAACUAUCCACCCAACACAGUCGAGGGCUCACAAAGAAUGAGGAUCUCUUUGAUAGGUGACAUAAUGGGCCCAACAUUAGAUGGCUUAGAAAGACUUGUAAUAAUGCCAUACGGAUGUGGGGAACAAAAUAUGAUCAGUACAGCUCCUUCUGUAUUUGUGUACAGAUAUCUAUUGUCAGUAGGGAAGCUCACAAAUGAGAUAAAGGAAAAGGCUGAAAAUUUCAUGAGAAAGGGUAUGCAGCGGCAGUUGACAUAUCGGCAUCCUGAUUGGUCAUUUAGUGCUUGGGGAGGAUCGGGCUCCGGAAGUACUUGGUUGACUGCCUUUGUGCUUAAAGUGUUUUCAAUUGCAUCUAACUACGUAGAAAUAGAUUCUAGUUUGAUAACAGGGUCAGCAAAUUUCCUG
This is a messenger RNA of Ruditapes philippinarum (Manila clam), 2796 nucleotides long. Its product is annotated as CD109 antigen-like. Lineage: Eukaryota; Metazoa; Mollusca; Bivalvia; Venerida; Veneridae. The annotation marks the transcript as partial. The record is from RefSeq and is a predicted model, not a curated record. Gene Ontology annotation, molecular function: endopeptidase inhibitor activity. The transcript has 23 exons.